This is a messenger RNA of Mirounga angustirostris (Northern elephant seal), 1123 nucleotides long. It is a transcript of the gene ISOC2, whose product is annotated as isochorismatase domain containing 2. The coding region runs from base 161 to 808 and encodes 215 amino acids. The record is from RefSeq and is a predicted model, not a curated record. Lineage: Eukaryota; Metazoa; Chordata; Mammalia; Carnivora; Phocidae. Gene Ontology annotation, cellular component: cytoplasm. The transcript is spliced from 5 exons.
GCGGGGGCGGGCCACGUGUGGCGACCCUACAAAAACGGUGACCUAGCCUUGGAACCCGGCAGGACCUGAGCGGCCUAAGUCCGGGCUCUGAGAGGUGAGUGUCCCCCAGGCCUCUCCAGCGGAGGAGCGGGCCAGGCUGGAACCCGGCGCCUUCCGGGACAUGGCAGCUGUGAAGCCCAGCCUGGGCCGAGUCCUCCCUGGAUCAUCCAUCCUAUUCCUGUGUGACAUGCAGGAGAAGUUCCGACAUAUUGCAUACUUCCCCCAGAUUGUCUCUGUGGCUGCCCGCAUGCUCAAGGCUCAGGCCUUGUCCCCUCCCCUGGCACAGGUGGCCAGGCUGCUGGGGGUGCCCGCCGUGCUGACCGAGCAGUACCCAGCCGGCCUGGGCCCCACGGUGCCUGAGCUGGGGGCUGAGGGCCUGCGGCCGGUGGCCAAAACUUGCUUCAGCAUGGUGCCAGCGGUCCUACAGGAGCUGGACAGCCGGCCCGAGCUGCGUUCUGUGCUCCUCUGUGGCAUUGAGACCCAGGCCUGCAUCCUGGAUCCUGUUGUAACCCGGGGGCGCUCCUGCCUGAUCGGAGCCUCCCUCAUCCCAUCCCAGCUCCCUAGUCCCUCACCCCAGACCCGCGUUCCUGUCUGUGCCCCCAGAACACCACCUUGGACCUCCUGGACCGUGGGCUGCAGGUCCAUGUGGUGGUGGACGCCUGCUCUUCUCGCAGAUCCAGAAGAUCAUCAAGGAGCCUGCCCCGGACAGCGGGCUACUGAGCUUCUUCCAAGGCCAGAACCCCCUCUUCCGCUGAACUCCUCACCCUGAAGACCCCCCUCCUGUCAUGGGACCUCUGUGAAAUCAUUUCACCCCCAUCCUUGGCUCCCAAGAGUGGUGCAGUCCACAGGGAGUACCACCCCCUCGGGAGGGGAGGUGGAGCGCCACCUUGCCAUUGGGCCAGAGCGCCCGGAAAUGCAAAUGAGACUCCUGGAAGCUGUGCGGCAGUUGGCUGAGCAGAGCUGGGGGCGGGGCUCGGCCCCGGGCCACUUCACGAGGCGGGGAGGGGCGGGGGAGGGAGUGUCACAGGCUGUGGAACCCGGACUUGCAGAAUAAACAUUGAUGUGGCUGUGGGCCGAACCAUUC